GAUUGUGGCUUUCUGAAAAACAAUACAUUUUUACAUUUAGGCACUCCUGCAAUCGUCACACCUUUUCUGUUACAAACUGACCCCGGCCCCUCAUCAGAGAAGGGAAAAGUUGUGUGGCCCUUACAGGAAAAAUUUUGGGGACCCCUGCUGUAGAUGGUAUUGAAUAAACUAAAAUAUUGUAUUUAGUAAUAUGGAUUUUUUUUCUAUUUAGAAGUUUUGAAACAGCGACAUCCUGUGUCGCUAUUUGCAAAUGACACGUUCGCGUCCCGGAAGACAGCUCAAUUUGAAAUAAAGAUAAGAGACCGCAGUUGAAAUGGCGUCACUCACGUUCCGUGGCUGUGCUCUGUGCACCGUAUCUUUGUUGAAUUUUGCCUUUGUUUUCAUAUCUGGUGCAGAUUUUAUCCGCUUUAUAUCAUUUCGAGCCAUUUACCAUAACAUCACCGGAGAAACGACACUCUGCCAAGACUCCAUACCAUGGUCAGAAGCCCUGCGGGACACUUCUGUCCUCAAGACUCUGGUUGUAGAUGUGGCUCUGCUGGCUGUCUUCAUCAUACAGCACAGUCUGCUUGCAUGGCCGCCCGUCAAACAGGCCUGUCAGUCGAUGCUGGGCUCCCUGAACAGGACCGCAUACUGCUUCGCCACUGCGCUGGCUCUCCAGGUUCUGAUGCAUUACUGGCAACCGGUAACUGGCGCCCCCUGUCUCUGGUCGGUGCGCCAAGCACCUUGGAGUGUUUGGUUCCCUCUGUUCUGCUUCACCGUUCACUUCUUCUGCUGGGCCAUCAUCUGCACCGUCCUUAUGAUGUUUGACUACCCAGAACUGAUGGGUAUCAAGCAGGUAUAUUACCAAUGUUUGGGGAUGGGCGACCCCCUCUCCUACAAAUCGUCCCAAACUAAGCGCUUCUUCUCUCACUACCGCCAUCCGGUGUGCCUGGAGUUUGGCGUGGUGCUGUGGCUCCUGCCGGCUUUAUCCCUGGACCGGCUGAUCAUGGCAUUAACGAUGUCAGUCUACCUAGUCCUGGCACAGUCGUUGGACAAACAGGAUUUAGCGUUCCUAUGCGAGCAGCUUAGCGGCAAGGUGCAGCUCUUUAUCGAAGCGACCUGGAACCGGGACGGCGACCACAAGGAGAAGUGAAAGUAGUCACGCUGCUGAUUUAACACGAAACUUAAACACUGUCUUAGAACUGAUUGGGUGUCUGGACCUGGAUGAUCCCCUCUGACCUUUUUGCACCUUCACGAUGUACUAGAUAAUUAGCAUUUCAACAAAAGGAGGAUUCGGUUACAAAAAUGCAACUGUUUUUCACUUAUUUAAGGAAGAACGCUUAUCAAUAUGGAUACUCAGUGAAAAUUACAGUUGAUUAUAGUUACAUUGGGAAUGAAUGCAUUAUAUUUUUUAUAUUUAACUCAUAGAUUUUACAUAAUUGUUUUAGCUAUGUAGUAUACACUGACACAAAUGAAAUGCCUUGAAAAGUAUGACUGGAACAUUUUGGAUGGACAAAAACAGAAUGGAGUUGUGAAAAUAAAAAUUAUUUGGAAAAUCAAGUUGUGUGUACGUAAUACAACACA
Molecule: messenger RNA, 1563 nt
Organism: Corythoichthys intestinalis (scribbled pipefish)
Lineage: Eukaryota; Metazoa; Chordata; Actinopteri; Syngnathiformes; Syngnathidae
Gene: nrm
Product: nurim
Exons: 4
Coding region: 314-1132 (272 amino acids)
Cellular component (GO): nuclear membrane
Source: RefSeq, a predicted model, not a curated record